Messenger RNA from Galeopterus variegatus (Sunda flying lemur), 972 nucleotides. It is a transcript of the gene NKX2-5, whose product is annotated as NK2 homeobox 5. The coding region runs from base 1 to 972 and encodes 323 amino acids. The record is from RefSeq and is a predicted model, not a curated record. The transcript is spliced from 2 exons. Gene Ontology annotation, molecular function: RNA polymerase II cis-regulatory region sequence-specific DNA binding; DNA-binding transcription factor activity, RNA polymerase II-specific. NCBI's taxonomy places the organism in Eukaryota, Metazoa, Chordata, Mammalia, Dermoptera, Cynocephalidae. Gene Ontology annotation, biological process: regulation of transcription by RNA polymerase II; cell differentiation. Gene Ontology annotation, cellular component: nucleus.
AUGUUCCCCAGCCCUGCACUCACGCCCACGCCGUUCUCCGUCAAAGACAUCCUGAACCUGGAGCAAGAGCAGCGCAGCCUGGCCGCCGGAGAGCUCUCCGCGCGCCUGGAGGCCACCCUGGCGCCCGCCUCCUGCAUGCUGGCCGCCUUCAAGCCCGAGGCCUACGCGGGGCCUGAGGCGGCCGCGCCGGGCCUCCCGGAGCUGCGCGCAGAGCUGGGCCCCGUGCCUUCGCCCGCCAAAUGCUCGCCUGCCUUCCCCGCCGCCCCCGCCUUCUAUCCGCGUGCCUAUGGAGACCCCGACCCGGUUAAGGACCCUCGAGCCGAUAAGAAAGGUGAGGAGAAAACACAAGCCCUCUCUCCCCUCCCAGGUCGCUGUUGUCCCCAAACUCCGCCGCCAAGAAACUCAGGCCGGGAGAAGGAGACGCGCACAGAUGGGCGGAGGCGCAAAUUGAUCCUUACAAUCCGCUUCAAGCAGCAGCGGUACCUGUCGGCGCCCGAGCGCGAGCACCUGGCCAGCGCGCUGCAGCUCACGUCCACGCAAGUCAAGAUCUGGUUCCAGAACCGGCGCUACAAGUGCAAGAGGCAGCGGCAGGAUCAGACUCUGGAGCUGGUGGGGCUGCCCCCUCCGCCGCCGCCGCCUGCCCGCCGGAUCGCGGUGCCGGUGCUCGUGCGCGAUGGCAAACCAUGCCUGGGAGACUCGGCGCCCUACGCGCCCGCCUACGGCGUGGGCCUUAACGCCUACGGCUAUAAUGCCUAUUCCGCCUAUCCGGGUUAUGGUGGGGCGGCCUGCAACCCCGGCUACAGCUGCGCCGCUGCUUACCCAGCCGGGCCUCCCCCGGCUCAGCCAGCCACUGCCACAGCCAAUAACAACUUCGUGAACUUCGGCGUCGGGGACUUGAACGCGGUGCAGAGCCCUGGGAUUCCGCAGGGCAACUCGGGAGUGUCCACGCUGCACGGUAUACGAGCCUGGUAG